Messenger RNA from Tremella mesenterica DSM 1558, 579 nucleotides. RefSeq lists its product as uncharacterized. The transcript has a single exon. The record is from RefSeq and is a predicted model, not a curated record. NCBI's taxonomy places the organism in Eukaryota, Fungi, Basidiomycota, Tremellomycetes, Tremellales, Tremellaceae. Bases 1 to 579 code for a protein of 192 amino acids.
AUGUCAAGUAACGACAACCUCUCUGCUCUUUCCAAGUUAAUCCCGACUUUAACAGGGACAGAGACCUUUGUUCAUUGGCGCCAAGGUGUACGUAAGUACCUCUUCAACAAAGGUGCUCAAGGUCAUGUCAGCGGCCAUGAGCCUGAGCCUUUCAGACAACUUGUAAAUCCGGCAGUGCCAACAGAUCAUUCCGUUGUCUCUCCCCCCAAUACCAUUGCAGGAGAGGCUCCCCCAGAUGCCACAAACUUGACAACAGCCGUAGCUUUGACAGCUACUCAGCAUACCACCUGGCUAGAUUGGGCCAACAAAGAGUGUAAAGCUCGUUUGACACUUGUUUUCUCAAUCUCUCCGGGACUAGCCGCCCACGUUGAGGACCUCUGGUCAGCCCAAGAACUCUGGGCGUGUAUUACUGUGCAGCAUCAAGUUAAAACAACUGCAAGGUGUAAUGAUCUCAACCAACGUAUUUCCCUCCUCCGUCUAGUUGAAAAUACAAACUUUGACACCAUUGUCACGGCCGUCGAGCAACUUCUUCCUAAUAGACCGACGGUCGACGAACCUCGGCUAACUUCACGCUUCUGA